GCGCCUGCAAGACGUAUCGCGGUACAUCACAUCCACCAACUGACUCCCUUCAACACCUACAGCCUCAUCAACACUCAAACAUCGCCAUCGCCAUUCUCCUCUUCAGAUGACCACCACUGAUGUCCCCGAUCGUUCCUCAUGGCGCGCCGAAAGCGUUCCAGUUCCGAUUCGUCUUCAUCUGCUACAUCUCAGAAACGCGUGGCCUUCGAAAUCCCCGCCUCGCUACAACAGCUCUCCACCAUUUCACGAUCACUAGCGACAAGCACUGAUUCCAGCAGGCCAAGUGCCUCUCAAGUUCGCUCACAGCCAGCAGAGCCGCAACCCAGCUCGAGUCCCUCUCAAUCCUCCUCUAUCGCACUCUCCUCCUUCCCUGUAGCAAGCCGUCCGAACCCUCGCAAGUUCAUUAUUCACAAGCGAUCGCUCCCUGAUGCCCAAUCCUGGCCUCAGCCUAUGACACGACCUCAAUCAUACAAUGCCGAUGCUACACCUCCAGCGAGGCUCAAAAACGAUUCGAAUUCCCCUGCUGUCGUUUCCGUCAGCGAAGGCACACCAGCUGCCGUAGCACCGGCACAUCAUCUACAACUCAAUGCGAACAAUGCAGUCUCGAAAGCGGCCCCUGCACCAGAGCCGGCUCUCAAGCCAGGCGAGGCACCAUCUUUGACGACCCAUCCUAAUCUGAUUGCGUCCUUAAUCGCACAGAAGAGGGCCGAAAAUGAGGCAAUGGGCUUCCGAGAAAAAUGGGCAAAAUUGCAAGCCGAGUACAAGAAGUCCAAAUCUGCCCCGAAAUCCACUCCAUCAAAGACUGCCUCGAAGUCCCCUUCAUCAAAGACAAAGUCCACUCCCUCAAAGUCUGCCUCGAAGUCCUCUACAUCAAAGACCGCCUCAAAGUCUCCCACGGCAUCAUCAGGACCUCGAUCGUCGCGAGCGAGCGCCCCUGAUACGGCCGUGCCUAAUUCGGACGUAGUCGUAGCUAACAGAGUGUCUGCGCCUGCCACAGGAAAUUCCAAGAAGAGAAAAGCUACAAGAGAUUCUACAAAAGGAUUGCUGACCGGGGAUAUGAAAAAGGCAAACCCUACAGGAGAUCCAAGAAAGCAAAAGGGAGUCCAUGCACGGCAAUCGACAGAGUCUGAAUCCUUGCUCGGCUCUCCAGUUCCCUCUCAGGUGGCAGAUGUGCUUGAGAAGCCUGCGCAUAAUGUCGGCCGCAAGGGCACAUCUCAAUCAGUGUCCGCCUCUAGCAGACCCUCGACGAAUAAUACACCGAUCCUACAGAAUCGCGAACAUCAGAGGCCGCUGCCAACGGCACCUGCCCCUACACAAAUCCAUGCAUCGACGGAGCAUGCAUCGAUCCCUUUCUUGCUGUCGGAAAACACCUUUGGGGACCAGUCACACAGUCGAUCCCAGAACCCCAUGAGCCAAAUCGGUCAGGUUCCUCCUUACAGCAACUCACCAGAUGUCGUGCAACAGCAUGCAUAUGCCAGGGCUUCAAUAUCUAGACAAAACUCCCAAUCCCAACUGAAAGCAUAUGGCUCUCAGGCUCAACUUUCCUCACAGACACCGGUGAUGGGAUCUAACGCGUAUUUCGCUCGAUCUCCCUCUAUGUCUGGGUAUUACAAGAUGGACAUGCAAGGCAAUUUUUACAAUUCGGACCCCAGCCCAACCACCCAAGCCGGUACGAACAGAUUCGAUGCGGCUGAGGUCUAUGGCCGGUCUUCGACGCCGAUGGGCAUGACUUAUUCCGGACACCUUGGACAUAAUCCAAACGCAUACAUGGUCAAUAUGCCCCGUCCAACAGGAACACUGCCUUCUUAUGGUGCCCCCAUGGCUCCCACGACAGAACAACCCAAGAUGCAGUCUUCGAAUACUAAUAUGAUGAUGAGAGCUGGCGAUCUGGUAGCUGGUACCAAUACGAAGUUCAAUGGUUCCACGAAUGACGGAUUUGUUGUCCCAAAGAGAUUCUAGGAAGCACUUUCUUUUAUUGUUGGUCCUAUGAGAGAGAUGUCUAGAGACUUGCGGGUCUUAGAUCGGCUCACACGAUACAGUCAGAACUGAGACCCUUUUUGACGAAGCUGAAUGCUAGCGCAGACAAAUAUUGAUGGAUAUUGGAGUUGAGCAAAUUGUAUUUCACACGCGCAUUGGCGGUCAGCGAUGGCGUUUCCGGGGGUUUAUUUUGUUUUGACACAUCCAGGUCCCCAUGCCUUGUACAUUCUCGGGAGGAAAGAUAGGGAGAGGAAAUGCUGUUAGCGUUCAUUGCGAUUUGUUAGCGGCUGAGUUCUCAACACUACAAAGAUGGUAGUGGAUACAUGGCCACACAGAAACCCCGUACCCAUGAACGGAUGGCGAUAUGUAGAGUUCAAGUAUUUGAGGCGCGCAAAGCACUAUUGUGUAUUAGAGAGACGGAGUAGAAGUACCUAGGUACUCACUACGACGACCAAGCUUUUGACAAG
Messenger RNA from Exophiala oligosperma, 2444 nucleotides. RefSeq lists its product as uncharacterized. The transcript has a single exon. Bases 139 to 1959 code for a protein of 606 amino acids. Lineage: Eukaryota; Fungi; Ascomycota; Eurotiomycetes; Chaetothyriales; Herpotrichiellaceae. The record is from RefSeq and is a predicted model, not a curated record.